ACACAGUGCAGAGAGCAGCACAAGUAGGAAGAACCGUGUGUGAGGCCGAAAAUCUGGUUUCAGAAAGCAAAGAAGGCUUUGGAGGGAGAAGAGAGAGAGACAAUGAGGACAAUCAGAAGAACAGUGUUAACCCGAAAACAUGCCCAGCGGAGGACGGAUGUCUGUGAAAAGGAAAAUAAGCGCCAAAGACUGGAACUCUAGCAAAACCCAUCGAGCCGUCAUGGAGGAUCACUCAACCACGCCGUCUUUCUCCAGCCUCCAUCAGCACCGCCACCGUCCCUCCGUCACCCUCUCGUUGCCCGCCUUCGAGGGCUCGGAAGCAGGAUACUCGCCCUCCCUGCUGGCCCAGGACUCCCUGCAAACUUUAUUUUCAGCGUCAAACUCCCUGUCUGGGUCCCGACGGGGGAGGAGUGGCGGCGAGAAAGCCUUCCACGACGUGGGCGGCGGCGGCGGCGGCGGCGGGGCGGACAGAGACUCCAGUCUAGGGGACCGUCUCGACAGAGAGUGUGGGCCGGGUGGUUACUUCGAUGACUUGUGGUACGGAAGUGGGGAAAAAGACGCGUGGGAUGACGGGGAGAGCGGCGACAGCCCUGCAGACCAUUUACACGGCGACGGCAACACGAACGGCUUUUACAGAACGAGCUGCGCCGGCGAGGAAGGACUCAGACGUCGAGCCGCGGCUGAAUAUGACAGCUCCGCCGCCGCGGUUUAUAACAGGGAAGCUAAUAGCAGCUGUUUCCCUAAUAAGCAAACGGGUUCUUACUGCAGAGGCGGCGCAGGAACGAUCAAUGACGGCGGCUCAGAUCACUGCUGGAAUCUGAGAGUGAUCGAUAGAUAUUUAGGAAAAAAGGAGGAUUAUGGGCCGAGCUGUGGGUCCGGGGAGGACCAGGCCCAGGCGGCAGAGGUCCCUUGGCUGAGCGUCUCUCCGUCCGAUCAGGGAGCAGGCAGGUGGACAGAAGAAGCGGAGAACUACUCCUUGACCUCGGCGUGCCGACCGCAGGCGUCCCACAUGGGCAGGACGUACACCCAAAAGCUGGAUUCUUUCUCCGAGGCGUUCUUCUCCCAGCGAAAGAGACGAGUCCCGUUCCUCCCCGCCGGAGACUCUACCGAGCAGAUCUGGGACGUUGGAGAAGGCGGAGGAGAAACGCCGGGGCCGGACAAGUCAAAGCAAAGUUGUGCCUUGGGUUCGGACCCCUACAUGCUCCCCUCUUCGUCGUCGUCCUCCUCCUCCCCAGCUCACCUCUUCCUCCCGUCCUUCCCCUCUCCCCCGCCGUCGUCCCACUUCAUGCCCUCGGUGCUCAGCCCUCCCCCGACGCCCCUGCCUCCCCCGUCCCACUCGCCCUCCAAGCUGGACUCGCCGCAGUGCGGCGCCGCUCCGCAGGGAGGGGAGCCGCUCGGCACGCUCCAGUUUUUCAUGCCGCACCUUCAGAGCGUGCCGUCCGUCCACCCCGCCGGGAUGAUCUGGAAGUUUCCCGUGAUGCCGCACUGCUUCCCACAGUCGGCGGGCGACGCGAAAGGCCCGCACGCCGACGACGGCAGCAGCAUCACAGCCACUCACGACGUCCUUCAGUCUGUCCAUCCAACCAGAGCCCUCUGCUCCUCCAGCAGUCCGUCCCUCCACACCUCCCUCCACGUCUCCUCUCGUUCUCCCCAGCUCUCGGGCCAACGCCACCAGGGAGCCGGUCACACUGUGAGCCAGAAGGCGAAGAGAAGUCCAGGCAGUCUGAAUCAGACACACCUGCAGAAGCCUGCUUCUCUGAUUUUCACUGGGACGACAUUUCCCAGCGUCCUUCACUCCGGCGGCGGUCAGACGAGGAGCCGCUACACUCCCCGGCCACUGCUCAAUCCACAGCGCACGGGCACGGGGCUCUACUGCUCCCUCACCCCCCUCCAGCGCGGGGAGGAGGCAGCGCGUGGCGAGGAGGAGGAGCAGAGCAGCGUGUUACCACGUGUCAACGUGGGUCCUGACUUCCAGGCUGAUCUUCCUGACGAUGCUGAAUGGCCAGAGGUCUGGACGCCAGAAGAAAAGUCCACGUGUGAACAGUUGCUGUGGAAGCCCAGUGAAGAGCUGGAGGAGAAUGAAAACAUGCAAGACCAAGUGGAGAAGCUGCUGUCCAUGUGCAGUUCCAGCUGUCUGCCAGGAGGGGGCAGCAACACAGAGCUGGCUCUGCACUGUCUGCACUAUUGUCAGGGAAACACAAUGGCCACGCUGGAGAUGCUGUUGUUCUCUCAGCACUCACCAGCAGGAGACUACCACUACUCCGGUUGUGAUUUUUGGACAGACACUGAAAAGAGUGUCUUCAGCGCAGCUAUGGAAACCUACGGGAAGGACUUCUCACUCAUACAGAAAAUGGUGAAAACCAAGACCGUGUGCCAGUGCGUUGAGUUUUACUACCUGGGGAAAAAGCUGCAGGACAAGCAGAAGAAGCAGGAGGAGGAGAGCAGAGAGGAGGAGCUGGAGCAACAGAAGAGGGCAGCGCCCAAAUGUCAGCCAGUGAACCGGCCGUUUGUACUGGAGGAGGUGGUUCCCGUGCCGCCAUUGGCCAGCUUCUUCCCCUGCAAGCUGUGUGGCAAAAUGUUCUACAAGAUCAAAUCUCGAAACGCUCACAUGAAGAUCCACAGACAGCCUCAGGAGGACUGGAGCGAACGGCGGCUGCAGCACCAGCUCUUCACCCAGCGCCUGGGCCUCGGCCACCCCGGCAGCCUGAUGCCCAUCCCGGGCACCAAUCUGCCCCCGCCCCAGACCUCGGCCCUCAUCCUCCCCCACUCCGGUCUGGGUGAAGCGCCGAGCAGCAACGGCAACUCGGACGACGUCCACCACUCCGUAAUCAACAGCAACCUUGUUGUCCCUCCCAACGCCGGGGUCCUAAACACAAGCACGGCUCUGUCAUUCAACAAAUUCACUUUCCCAAGCUCUAAUGUGAUUUGCGCUGAUGGCAGUGACUCGGAUCAGAGGGAUCCCGUCUCUGUUUUACCCUUCCACCAGUCGUGGGGCUCUUUAGGACACCAGGCGGAUCUGGCUGCUGUUUACAGCAAUCCGAAGGGGAAGGAGCAUGUUGGAGCCGGCACCGCGGGAGGAAAUGAGUCAAUCACCUGGCAGUAGCUCCAGCUCCCCCCAAACACAUUACCGUACUGCCACCAGGCUGAGGCAAACUGUGAGCUUUAACUCAAACUCUGCUUUUAUUCAAACUUCAUUCCCGUAUCAUCACUGUUUUUUUUUUUUUGUUAGGUUGACUGCACACGUUGCAUUCAGAUGUGUGAAACAUUCCAGUGUCUGUGAUACAUUUGACUUUUCAAUAAAACUUGAAACCCUU
Molecule: messenger RNA, 3314 nt
Organism: Salarias fasciatus (jewelled blenny)
Lineage: Eukaryota; Metazoa; Chordata; Actinopteri; Blenniiformes; Blenniidae
Exons: 11
Coding region: 140-3103 (987 amino acids)
Biological process (GO): negative regulation of DNA-templated transcription; regulation of transcription by RNA polymerase II
Cellular component (GO): histone deacetylase complex; transcription regulator complex
Molecular function (GO): transcription corepressor activity
Source: RefSeq, a predicted model, not a curated record